Lasiosphaeria miniovina is the source of this 699-nucleotide messenger RNA. RefSeq lists its product as uncharacterized. The coding region runs from base 111 to 569 and encodes 152 amino acids. The record is from RefSeq and is a predicted model, not a curated record. Lineage: Eukaryota; Fungi; Ascomycota; Sordariomycetes; Sordariales; Lasiosphaeriaceae. The transcript has 3 exons.
CUUGAUCACCGUCCACGAUUAAAUCAAGUCGCCUAGAACCAUAGCUACCUCCCUACCUACUUACGAAUUCAUUGAACUCCAACAGUCAACACUGUCAAGUCAAUCUCAACAUGGCAACUGAGGAAACAGUAAACCUCGGGGCCCCGCACGAGCCCAAGGAAGAGGCGAUCAAUGUUUUCAGGGACAUCCAGCACGAGUUGAAGAAGCAGCUUGUGCAUUCCCGCCACCAGUACAAUACAUCCGCGGCGAUGACAGAGCACGAACCCGAGUAUUUUGCUGCAGUCCAACACCUCGAUGACUCCGAGCUUGCGGGCUUCACUGCCGAGGACUUCCAACUAGUUCGUGUUGCAGUAUCUGCUUAUGGAAUUCACUUGUUUGGGAAGGUGCGCAUCCCGGCCCUAGAUGAAGAAGGCCCUGCCUACAUUCACUUUCGGGCCUUCACUGGUGGUCCCGAACAUGAGUCGAAACUCCACGGUCUCCAUACAGAGGACAGGGUUGAGCAAGAUGGAGGACACACUUACCGAGCGGUAUUCACAAAGAAUGACCCCCUGGAGUGGUUCAACACAUAAGGUGUUUUGUACCUAAAUAAACUCUUCCAUGUCUCGGAUUACGGGCUCCCAGAAGUUAGAACCACCCCUUGCACAUACAACAAACUCAUCGCUGUUUUGCGCACUUGACUCGCAACCCUAUCUAUCAGAU